GAGAUUUAAAAAUUAUUGAUGAACUGCAUGUAAAUUUUCUAAAACUUAUAAACACUUUGUUGUAAAGGGUAUUCAUGUAUAGCCUACUUGUACAGUGUAACUAAAAAAUGCAGCACUUGUGGUAAGAAAACAAAUGGUGGAAGUGUUGCGUCUCCUUUUGUACAAUACGUGCUGGAAAAAUGUUAUUCAAUUUGAGAAACAUUAAAUAAAUCACUAUAUAUCCAUUGUAUAUAUGCACAGCAAAUAUUUUAAGCUUAGAACUAAUGCAGGCAAUUUUCUUGAACUCGGACAUGUCAAAUACUCGGGACAUGUCGAAGUGAGCCGCUAGUUCCGGUCAUUAUUCUGGAAACCUUUAGUAUCUCAUGAAGGAAAACUGUGAAUACUCCGUUUAAAAUUUUAGUCCUGAGCACAAUAUUUACCUGAUUUAUAUCGCAAUCGGGAAAUUUUAGUCCUGAGCACAAUAUUUACCUGAUUUAUAUCACAAUCGGGCAAAUUUUUUACUAUAACAAGUGGUAGAUUUUCAUUUCCGAUCUAGCCAACCCGGCACUUCUUAAAGUUUGUCGAAAUUCACACCUUCAAAUACACCAGCCUUGAUUCCCUGAUCCUUGAUUUUGUUAAAUAAACAACAAUGCGGGUUUUAUUAAUUAACCACACAGGACACUGCAUGUUGACAGCUUAGGUAUAAUGAUUUAUUCAGAUGGCCGACUAAUCAAGAUCAUCGACAAACUGUGCGUAUUAAAACGAAAGUAUUAGGGGCGAUAAUUCCCAGAAUAGUCGUGCGUUUGAAAACGAAAGUGUUAGGGGCAAUAAUUCCCAGAAUAGUCGGCUCAACCGAAAUCGAAAGUAGUAAUCACGUUGUAAUCGAAAAAUGUACAGUCGUUAAAUAGAGGUAAAAUUUCGUUAAAAUACACGAAAAGGUUGUGAAAAUCAUGGUCGUUGGUCGCGUCAGACAGGUGGUCGUUUAAUACAGAACCGAUAAACAAGAAAGGAUGACAGAAGUGAACAGGAUGUGUGGAUACGAUUCCUGGGGAUAAAUGCCCGGCAAUAUGGACAUCAUACCACAGACACCUUAUGAGCGGCUCGCACCUCUCCGAAACGACUUUGGUAAGCGAUUACGAACAUUUGACCAGCGCUGGCCUGGCAAUGUGCCAGUAACCCCACAGGAUCUGGCCAAGGAUGGGUUUUAUUACACUGGACUGGAGGACAAAGUGCAGUGCACUCACUGCGGGGGCAUUCUCAGUGGCUGGUGCGCGGGGGAUAUCGUGGCCCUAGAACACAGACAGCAUUUCCCGAACUGUCCCUGGGUGAGGCAAAAUGUGGUAACCAAUGGUUAUACUCCAAGGUCUUUGCCGCCAAAUAUAGAUAGUUUGUCAAGUUUUAACUUCAGUCCAAGAUUGCCUUCUGGAGAAAAUUUCAAUUUUCGAUACGAGUCCUCACUUGGACCUAAUGAUGUACCUGGAGUUACGCGACCUAAAUUUCAUAACUUUGCCAUGGAAUCUGCAAGAAAAACUUCAUUUCAAGGAUGGCCUGCCCAGAUAACACAAAGACCAGAAGUUCUAUGUAAAGCUGGAUUUUUUUAUCUCGGCGAGGGUGACAAGUGUAAAUGCUUUUACUGCGGAGGUAUUCUGUGGGAUUGGGAACCUGGAGACGACCCCUGGGUGGAACAUGCUAAGUGGUUUCCAGACUGCCCUUGGAUUAAACUAGCUAAAGGGGACCAGUUUAUCCAACAAGUCCAGACGGAUCUGAACAGAAUGCAGAUUGAUGAUGAAGUUAGCCAUGGCCCAAUAGCCCAGGAGACAACUGUGAAGACGGUGGAUGACCCCUCAGGUUCCUCUGUGUCCGAUGUGGCAGCUGCUGGUCCCUCAGGGGCCUCCGGAGUGGGAACCAGUAAAGCGCCUGCUGCAGAGUCGGCGGCAGCGGGAACCAGCAAAUCCUUGACGGUAGAGGAAAUGUCAGAGAGCGAAAAGAAAAAAUUGAAAGAAGUUUUAGAGGAGAAUCGGAACCUGAAGGAGCAGAAACUGUGUAAGAUUUGUUUGGACGAGGAGGUGGGGGUAUUGUUUGAGCCCUGCGGACACAUCUGUUGCUGUGCUAGCUGUGCUGCUCCAUUACAGGACUGUCCUAUCUGUCGACAACCAAUCCAAAAAUCACUGAAGGCUUUCAUUUCAUAGGAUUGUAGAUAACCAAUCCAAAAAUCACUGAAGACUUUCAUUUCAUAGGACUGUGGACAAAUGGUACCCUGUCAAUCAAGAGUUUUUGAGGUGCCACAUCUUUUACCAAAUGAUAGAGAAUUGUAUACAGUGCAGCUUAAUUAUUGACACAGUUUAGGUACAAGGUAUCCGUCCCUUGCUUGUUAUCAAAUUGUUCCACUAAAAACAGAACAAUUAUUAAAAUAUAUAUCCUUGUAAUCUGGCUAUCAGAUUGAAGUAAAUCUCUCACAAGAUUCAUCAAUCUGCUCAUUGCCAGACAGAGAGUUCCUUUGUCACAAUCAUGAGAAUGGAGCUAAUGUUGGAUUUUAAUCAAACUGAUUCUUUGAUGUGGUUAAACAUGAAGUAGAUGCAGAUCAGGGAUUAUUUUUCCACUCUCCUUUUCCUUAAAAGAUGCUCCUUGGGAGUGUCGUUCCCAGUGAGAUAGUAGUUAAGAUAGAAACACAAAAUUUGACACAUUUUUUGUAAUGAGUCACUCAAACCUGUCCCCUUUCAUCAUUUCCAUACCUGAAGUUGUGCAAUCACUUUUGAUAAAUAGCAACUUUGGGUUCAGGAGAACAAGAUGUCCCUGGCCGACCCCUAGAACUUUAAACAUUAGUGCUAAAACCCUAUUGGGGAACAGCAAACUAACAAUACAUGUAUUCUAGCAAAGUUGAACCUUACAACUACCCACCUCAAGCAGUGUUUGCAACUCGCUGUAAAAUCAGCUAGACAUGCAGAGCUGACAUCACGUAAAAGUUGUUAGCCCUGCCAAAAACCCACUAGCCCUGCAUAUUUUAAAAUUACUUUUACAUGUGUUACUACAAGUAUCUAUCUUCUAAUGAAGUACGAUGGACCUAAUUCGUUUUUAGUACAUUAUAUUGUAUUGAAAUUUUUAUAUACGGUAGAAUAUGCAGUAAAAUGUACUAAAUUGACGAGGUCUGUCCAUUUAGUUACAGGUACAAUAAUGAAAUUGAUUCAUCUAAAUUUUAUUUAGCGGAAAUUUUAUCACGUCCGAUCGGGCGACUAUACCAAGAAAUUUAUUCGCCCGUAGUAGAAUACAUGCGUCUCGGGCGGUUGGGUGCACGGUUAUUUCAAACACUGCAACGGGCUCAAGACUCUAAAUGUAUAAAGAACAAGAAUGUGAAGUUGCUCGAAAAUUAGAAAAAGUAGCUGACGUUUCAAGUGAAUAGAUCGCAAAAGAAGAAAAGAAUUUCAGUUAUUAGCCACGCAACACAAUUUAGAUAUAUAGCAUAAUAUAUGUACACAUAUAUAUAUAUUAAGAAAUUUUGCGAUAUACAUUUUGUAAAUAAUUGAUUAUUUUGUCCAUACAUAUUUGAUUUCCCCUUCAAAAUUAGGAGUCAAUUACAUUGUUUUGAGUUCUUUUUGAAGUGAUACAUGAAAAGUAAAUGAAUAACAUUGUUGAAUGACGUCGCGAAUAUUUGUAACGUUAUUUGUUAAAAACUGUUGCUUUGAUGGUUUUUAUCAAACUUUGACAUCUUUUUCUUUAAAAAAACGAACUCGAAUACCCCAUAAUUUUUUUUCAUAAAUAUUUUUCAAAUUAUUUUUGUUUCACUUAGAUAUUAAUAUUAUCAAGAUGAACAGCACCAAAUUCUGCCUAUUUUAAGUUGAAUUAUGCAAUGAAUAAAGUCAAUCACUAUUAUUUUCUAUAUAAUUCAAUGGAAAACAGUGUCGCUACCGUUAAAACAAUGGUAUGUUGAUGACGUAAUUAUUUAAAAAACUGUGCCGUUGAAUGAAAAACAAUUUUCACAGAGUAGUAUAUACAUUGUCAAGAUACAAAUUUUCAGGUGGGGUUUUCGAGUGAGAAAAAAGGGUCUGUAAACCUGUGACCUAUGUUAAAGUCACAAUAAGAAUGGAAUAGGCACUAAGGCCACUUUGAUCUAGGUUCAAGGUCAUUUUUACAUGGUUCCAGGUCACUGGAUAGAAAAGUAUGAAAUUCUCUGUUGGUCUUAAUUCUAAAUAGAAUAUUUGAGUUUUAGAAAAGAUUCAAUGAUGCACACUCAGUCCUUUUAACGAGGUCAAAGUAAGGAGGAUUAUUUUGUGAUUUAGAAAUAGAUUAAGGAACACUUACUUGGGGCCCAGCAUUAAGAAAGCAGAAGCCCUGUGUCAGUCCGUCUGUUAAGGAUCACCUCUAUGGGAUGCAAUAACUCCAGAAUAUUUCAACCUAGAGAUUUCAUGCUCAGUAAAUAAGUGAACACUGGCCAGAGUUCAGAGGCCUAUAGACUUUGAGGUUUCAAGGUCAAAGGUUGACCUACCAAAAUAUGAUGGCUCUGGGAUUAUACAACAUUUUAUUUGAGUGGGAUUUUCGAUAUAUUUGAGAAUAGAUUUAGGAGAUAAAGAUUUAGGUUAGAUGUAGGAUUAAUGUUCCAAUUAAAGGUGAGGAAUUAGGGUUAAAGUUCGAUUCAGGAGAGGGUUAGGGUAUAGUCGAAAGGUCGACAUUUGAGAUUAGCAUUUACAAUUAUAGUUUAGUUUUAAGGAUUAAGAUGUAGAUUAGGGGUGUAAAGAAAGAUUAGUGUUAAGAAAUUUAAGGUUGCCUUUAUUGGGGUUAGGGCUACAAGCUCGAAUAAUCAGUUUGUUUAAUAAUCUACACAUUGACCCAUCUAUUGAUUUAUCCAUCCUUGUCAUGCUGUACUGCAGUCAUACAUAGGGAAAAAGUUGUUGACUGAAGAUCAAGAAACAUGUUCAUGUCUGAUUCAGUAACCAAGGGCAGAUAUAUUUCCCAAUCUCCAACUUUUUCAAUGCUUAUUUCUCAAAUUCCUUUAAUUCUAGAAGUGCACAGUCAAUUAUAUUUUUGGUAAUGGACAAAGUGCUUGCAUAACUUCAUUAUUAUUUACAUUCAGACUUGACUUCACAAUCAUCAAGUCGUAUGUCAUUUCUGAGUUAAAGUAAAUCCCAGUCAUUUUCAGUAAGGUUUUUAUGGCUCAGUAGAAGCUUAUGUACUCUCUAUGCAUUCUUAAAGAAAAAAAUGUCAAAAUAUGUGUGAUAAUGUUAAAAAUCAGAUACUGUAAACAGCUCUUUAGGGAAUAUGAAAAUUUUCUUUGCGUAAGAGAGAGAUGACUUCAGGGAGCGUGGUGUUGAAUGUAUCAUUAUGAUUGUUGUGCGUCAUCACUAUCGAGGCUAAAGAGUCGUCAUAUUCCUGUCGGUGUUUUUGUGGCAGAUGUAAUGAUUCAGCUCUGACUUGAUAUAUUCAGUUGUCUUGGUGACCACUUGUUUUUAUACAUUAUCUAAAGUAAAUAUUCAAAAUCAUGUCUAAUCAUCAUUAUGAAAUUUAAUCUUUCAUUCAGUUUUACAAAGUUACCAAUAUUAUAUAAGCAUUGGAAAAUAGACAUUUUUAUGAAAGUGGGAAAGGUAUCGUGAAUAUGCAUGUUUGCUAUACGUGUGCAAUAUUGUGUAAGUGAUUUAUAAUUCCAAUCAAUAUGUUAAUGUAUAAUAUACAUGUACUACUUUUCUGAAUACAUGUAUUUUGUUAUACUGUGUUGAUAAUACAUUUAGAUUCCUUCCAUAGAGAAGGGACUGCCUUCCAGUAAGAUGUUUAUCUAGGGGUUUACUUAGUCUGGAUUGCUUUUAUGGAUAAAAUCUUGCAACAUUUUAUACAACACUUAGCAUUUAUAUUGUUUGAAAUUGUUUUUCCCUUUAAUUUAUCAGUAUUCCUAAUGUGCGAUCAUGUGAAUUAUAUUUUAAAGAUUGUUACAGAGAAUGCCCCCCCCCCCCCCCCCCUUAAGUUAUGUUGUACAGUAAUGUUCAAUCUGUUAAUGCCUAUCAAUCUGUUAAUGCCUAUGUAUUUUGAAAGAUGUACAUCUCCGUUCCCAAGAUGAGGUUAUUCACUACUAUGUACAAUGUGUGAUGUCACUGUCAUGGAACAGUUUCCUCAUUUUAUUUUUCUAUACAGAAUUUUAGAGGCUGCUAUCUAGGAAUUGCUGCAUGUUGUUGUUAUAUUUGUGUUGUCUGUCUGUCCGUCUGUGUGGACUCCCUGUAGAUGAAUCCUUGUACUUCCUCUGAAGAGUAGAAGACGUCUAUUGUUUUUCAGGACUACUUUGUAAGCAAGAUAAAAACCAAAGUGUACAGUCUUGGUUCUUUAAAUUGAGUAUUUUUCAUGGAGAAUAAAUGACAGCUGUUGUUUUUCAGAGUCCAGUAAAAGGUCAAGGCCAUAGGGCCACUUUAUAGGCAAGAUAAAAUGUAAAGGAUCAUUAUACCUCCCGCAACAAAGUUGGGUGGGUGGGGGUAUACUGGAAUCAGGUCCGUCAGUAGACGCAAUGGUUUCCGGGCUCUAAAGCGUUAUCCUUUCCACCUACAGUCACCAUAUCAUACAUAUGGACUACCCAAGGGACGAAGAUGUUCCCUAUUGAAUUUGAGAUCAAAGGUCAACAAGUGCACUGGACAUCAAAGUAGCAAUAUGGUUUCUAGGCUCUAAAGCAUCCUUUCCACCUACAGUCACCAUAUCAUACAUAUGGACUACCCAUGGGACGAAGAUGUUCCCUAUCAACUUUGGGGUCAAAAGGUCAAGCGCACUCCCAGAGAAGAGACUACCCAAGGUUUUGUCAUGCCCUUUCUUUUCUACACUCAGGAAAAAGGUAAUUUUUGAAGAUUGGGGUAAGCUUCGGGGGGGGGGGGGGGGGGGGGGGUAUUCUUAGUGAGCAUUGCUCACAGUACCUCUUGUUAAUCAUGGUACAUACUCUGUCAGGAAAGAUAAAAGAGACCCAUUAUUACUAAGGAAAUAAUGGUCACAGUGCCUCUUUGUAGGCAAAAUACAAACUAUGCAGUGUUCAAUGUAAACUUGAUAUUUUAAUUAUCCAUUCGAAGAGAACAAUUAAGGAGUAUCAUGAUUUUAGUCAGAAUAAAGAAUAAAACUUUAAGGCCUUUAUGUAAGGAAAUGUUUAAGCAGUGAAGACAGCUAGAUACAAAGUAAGUUUAUGCUCUAUAUACUUAGUACAAUGAUACUGCUUUUGAAAGUCGGAGGUGAAAGGUCAAAUAUGUCUGGUCACUAUGUAGAAAAAGGUCUUUUUCAGAGUGCAAAUUUUGGGCUUAUAAUAAUAAAUACUUCAACACAUUUCGACAUUUGCCCAAAAUUAGAUCAUGCCUUAUCUUCUGUUCCUAGGGUGAAGGUUAUAGGAUCACUAAAGAAACAAAUAUCAGGCAACCAAUUAUCAGAAUUGAGGUCCCUUUAGCAGUGAAUUUUCAUGCUGUUGAUGGACAUCAUUGGCAAGACUUGGUUUUAUUCGUUAAAGGUUAUAUGUGAAUGUCAAAGGUCAUAAAUUAGCUUUUACUGUUAAUUUUCAACCUUACAAAGUAAAGCCUUAAUCAUACUAAUAUUUAGUCAGUUGAAAAGAAAUAAAUCGAAACUUAGUUGGGGCAAGAUUUUCUUGUCAAGACUGACCUUUUUACGGGGGUGUGAUUUUUCCUCUUUUCAGAGGAAAUCCUCUGAUUUGCUCAAUUUUCGAAAAAAUGAAACACUGAUCUGGAUUUGAUCUAAAGUGGCAGAAAAUGAUAUUUUUCCAGGUAGGGUGAGGUGUUUUCCUCCCUUUUUGAGCAGUUUUCCUCUGAUUUCUGAGGAAUUCAGUCACAUCCCUGUAAUUCUACAAUAAGAAUUUGUCUUGCCAGCGGUGGAAGCAUUGUGAUUAUGUUUUGUUUCAGCAGUCAUUUUAUAAAUCCUGUAAAUAGUGGACUGUUGUUUAUGAAUUCAGGGAUUUUGGUUUCCACUACAAGCAUUGCCGUUUUUUUUUUGCCCAUCAUUCAGUCAUCAUCAUUGUUGUAUUUAUUGCUUCAUUUGAACAUUUUCCAGUAGUUUACUCAUAUUGUAGAUAUGACUGUUGUGUAUUUUAUUAUGUAUAGGGCUGUUUUAUCUAAAUCAUUAAUUACCAUCUGUACAGUAGUGAUUUUUUUUGCAUGAUUUUAGAGAAUACUUUUUGUUAAUUGUUGCGCGUCUCUAAUAUUCACAGAUAAAAUUUCAAAAGAGUUUCGACAAUGAAAAUUAUAUGAUGAAAAAACCCACUUUUCUUCACGGCUUCUUUAUUUCUGCGAUUCACCUGUGGUAAACUGGUUUGCGGCAAGUAAAUUUUGUGACCGAGCCUUAAAUUUUGCAACAAAUAUGAGUUGACAGAUAUUCAAAGACUGGAUCGGGACGAGAAAUAUUGGCGAUGAUGAGGUUCUCACGAAUUUUGUGGAAUUUUUUCGCACGGGAAUAAAAAGUUGGUUUUCGGUAAAUGCUCUGUGUAUCUGUUAUUAUAUAAGUACAUAAACAGGUGUGAGAAGGGUCACAGAUUAUGUUAUUGUAUCACUUAUAAUCAAAGGAAGCACUCAAUUGUACAAAAUUUUGGUCAAAGACCUCAAAGGGGUGUGGACACGAUAUUGGUACAAUUUUUUUUUUUAGAUAUUUAAUUGAUGAUAGUAUAGUAAAAAUGCAUGGCAACAACCCAAAAUUUCAAAACCAAACACAAAGAUAUGUUAGAUACCGCUAUAAACUUUUCAUUUUCAAGUGCCAAAGUUGACAGCUUUGGUGAAAAAAAAAAGAAGCUUUUACAACAAAAAUAAUUUCUGUUCUUUCUUCCUCGUGCUUAAUUGCUUUCUAAAUUGGUUUAUCAUUAAUGCAUGUCGAAAUUUGAAUCCUUUUGACAUAUACUUUUUAGAAAUCUUGGUGUUCUCAUGUGGUUUCCUGGCUAUGACAAGUGUGUUGAAAAUCACGAUUUUUAUGUAACUACAAAGUAUAUCUGGCGUAAAAAUGUUUUUAAUCCACUUACUUGUAAAAGAUCUUUAUUUCUAAAACAAAAUACUGUCAAUUUCAAUCGAUCAAAAAUCUUGUCCAUGGGCCUUUAAACUUUUUCAUGAAGACUGAAAUGUGACAAGCACCACAAUGAUCCCCUCUGUCAGCUGUCAUGGUGGUUUAUAACAUUUUAGUACGAUUAUCUGAAUUCAGCAUAAUUAAACAUUCAUUAAUCACAUUUAUGUUUCUGGCAGCGUGAAAUGAAUUUUGAACACGAGUAGCCCCCCCCCACCCCCC
Molecule: messenger RNA, 9198 nt
Organism: Ostrea edulis (European flat oyster)
Lineage: Eukaryota; Metazoa; Mollusca; Bivalvia; Ostreida; Ostreidae
Product: baculoviral IAP repeat-containing protein 7-B-like
Exons: 6
Coding region: 1035-2168 (377 amino acids)
Biological process (GO): regulation of cell cycle
Cellular component (GO): cytoplasm; spindle microtubule; nucleus
Source: RefSeq, a predicted model, not a curated record